UGAAUUUAGGAGUUACAUAUUCUAGUUAAACAGUUUUGGAGUUUUAUUAGCAUGACAGCGAAGCUUGCAACCCAAGACGAGUUUAAAUGUUUCAUGGCGCGUACACUGAGACGCCGUUAGUUACAGGACACAUUACAAGAUGGCGGACCGCAAACGCUUUCAAAUGUUUUCGCGCUUCGUCUCCCCGCUGCAUACUCGAAAAAGUACAUUUUUAUGGUAAAAACGUGAGCUUAGAAAGGACUCCGAGGUGGAGAAAAGAUCAGGUUGCGUCGCAUCCACGCUCGUGAAUAAUUCGGCGAGGCCGACGGCUACUAAAAGGAAAGGACGAGUCCCGAAGGAGGAGAAGAAGAAGUCAGAAGAUGGAGGAGGUGGCGAAGACGCGGCCCGUAAUCUCGGCUAAAGUGAGAGGACCGGGCCCGGGACGCUACGCCCUGCCGCCGACGGUGGGCUACGUCGACCACGACGUCACAAAGCACGCCGGCCCCGCCUACUCCUUCCGCAGCCGAACGAGCAGCGCCAUGAUCUCUGUGGACUCCAGCCCGGGACCGAGAUACCACGUCGCCGCUAACGUGACGCGCUUCGGCCGGACGGAGAUGCCUUCCUACUCCAUGUCGGGCCGAGGGAAGCGGACUGCUAGCGAAGGUGACAAGUUCCAGACUCCGGGCCCGGGGGCCUACAGCCCGGAAAAAGCCCCGCCUCUCAACGCGCAGCGCCGAGCUCCGGCCUACACCAUCGGGGCCCGCACACGCUACCGCUCUGUGGAUGCGGUACCGGCGCCCAACACGUACACGCUCCCCAAGCUGUUGGGCCAUCAGGUCCCCAACAAGCCGUCCGGGGUCAGCUACAGCAUGUCGGCCCGCCGCGAGGCCGGCGGCCCCUCGGCGGACUUGGCCCGGAGCCCCGGUCCCGGCGGGUACAACGGCACCCGCCCGGACGUCUACCUCCGACGCCAGCCCUCCUUCUCCAUGCAGAGCCGGACCAAAAGGCCCGCCUACCCGUCGGCCACCCCGGGGCCCGGCGCCUAUCGCCCGGAGAGUUCCGGGGCGCACCUCCGCAGGGCGCCGUCCUUCACCAUGGGGGUCCGCCACUCGGAGUUUGUCAUGCCGCUUGUGCUGGACUUGGUCCGCUGAUUGCCUUCGAAAGAGGCCGCAAAAGUAUCGGACCACCUCGCGCUUGCUUACUUUCGUGACUCGAUAAA
Syngnathoides biaculeatus (alligator pipefish) is the source of this 1198-nucleotide messenger RNA. RefSeq names its product outer dense fiber of sperm tails 3-like 2a (gene odf3l2a). The transcript has 5 exons. Bases 360 to 1130 code for a protein of 256 amino acids. NCBI's taxonomy places the organism in Eukaryota, Metazoa, Chordata, Actinopteri, Syngnathiformes, Syngnathidae. Gene Ontology annotation, cellular component: cytoskeleton. The record is from RefSeq and is a predicted model, not a curated record.